AUGCAUACCCUCCCCAAGGGUCGGCGUACGGCUACCAACAGCCUUCUCCUCAACCAUACGGAUAUAACCAAGGAUGCCGACAGUGAACUCGAAUGCGUACAUGCAUGGGAAUCACAAUGCUCCGCCGCCGCCGCCGAGUCAACCACAGGGAUUCGAAAGGCACUUCUGAUUGGUAUCAAUUAUUUUGGUCAACGUGGCCAGCUGCGUGGAUGCAUCAAUGACGUGAAGAACAUGUCAGCUUAUCUUGUGGAACGAUUCGGAUACAAGCGAGAGGACAUGGUCCUCCUGACAGACGAUCAGCAGAACCCUAUGAGCCAGCCGACGAAACAGAACCUGCUCAGAGCUAUGCACUGGCUGGUGAAGGACGCGAGGCCGAAUGACUCUCUUUUCUUCCACUAUUCAGGUCACGGCGGUCAAACCAAAGAUCUCGACGGUGAUGAGGACGACGGGUAUGAUGAGGUCAUUUACCCCGUGGACUUCCGCCAGACCGGUCACAUCACGGACGAUGAGAUGCACAGGAUCAUGGUGCAGCCGCUACAAGCUGGUGUGAGGCUCACAGCUAUUUUCGAUUCGUGUCACUCCGGUACUGCCCUCGACUUGCCGUACAUUUACUCAACCCAGGGUAUCCUCAAGGAGCCCAACUUGGCCAAGGAAGCCGGCCAAGGACUUCUUGGUGUUAUUUCAUCAUACAGCCAAGGCGACCUUGGUGGCGUUGCAAGCAACAUCAUGGGCUUCUUCAAGAAGGCCACCACCGGAGAAGACGCCCACAAUCGCGCAAUGGCUACGAAGACAUCUCCAGCAGAUGUCGUCAUGUUCUCGGGAAGCAAAGACGACCAGACCUCGUAUGGCCCCCUUCUCUAUUUCAUCUUAUGA
This is a messenger RNA of Colletotrichum chrysophilum, 873 nucleotides long. RefSeq lists its product as uncharacterized. Gene Ontology annotation, molecular function: cysteine-type endopeptidase activity. The transcript is spliced from 4 exons. NCBI's taxonomy places the organism in Eukaryota, Fungi, Ascomycota, Sordariomycetes, Glomerellales, Glomerellaceae. Gene Ontology annotation, biological process: proteolysis. The record is from RefSeq and is a predicted model, not a curated record. The coding region runs from base 1 to 873 and encodes 290 amino acids.